Bombus pyrosoma is the source of this 2828-nucleotide messenger RNA. It is a transcript of the gene Tmep, whose product is annotated as transmembrane protein 184B. Lineage: Eukaryota; Metazoa; Arthropoda; Insecta; Hymenoptera; Apidae. The record is from RefSeq and is a predicted model, not a curated record. Gene Ontology annotation, molecular function: transporter activity. The transcript is spliced from 6 exons. Gene Ontology annotation, biological process: transport. Bases 506 to 1759 code for a protein of 417 amino acids.
AUAUUUUUAUUAUCAACUAGUAUAUUUUGUGAAGCUGUUUGGACGAAUGUGUUUGACGUCAAAGAGGAAACGGAAAGAAAUGCGAGAAAAUGUUGGGUAAAAGUGAAACUCGGUGAUCCAAACUAAAACUGGAGAAAUUAUAUAGUGUGAAGGGAAGAAAAUUUGGUGGAUUAUUCACGUUGCCUGUGGGAAGGUCACGAUCAUCAGUAACCACUGCGUUGGUAGAUGGUUAAUUGAAAGUGGGGAACUUCUAAGAAGCUUGAUCAUACAGGUCAACACGUACACACAAUACGAAAGAAAAAGGAGAACACGUACGACAAGAUAGUUCAAAGGGAUCAUUCGUAUACUACAUUUGUUUGAAAAAACCUACGAAUGGAGCACGGGUGCGUCCACGAGAUGAAUUUUUGCGCACGAAUGGAGUACUGUUGUUAUUGUUGUGCAUAUUGAUUUUUAACGCGCGAGCCAUAAUCUUGACAUUUAUUCUGUGUUACUAAAAGAUUGAAAUAUGAGUAGUACGGUGACAACGGAACCAUCUACAUCUCUUAGCGAUAUGAUGUCUACAACUGCAAUUCCUGAGAAAGCAGCUCCAAUAUUCUUACAAACACGAGCGGCACAAGGUAUUGCUGGUGCAUUUGUUUGGGUCGCAUUAUUCAUAACUUGUCAACAGAUCUACCAGCAUUUAAGGUGGUAUACUAAUCCCACAGAACAAAGAUGGAUAGUGAGAAUUCUGUUUAUAGUUCCAAUUUAUGCAACAUAUUCUUGGGUGUCUCUACUAUUUUUCAACAGUGAAAGUUAUUAUGUUUACUUUUUUACUGUACGGGACUGUUACGAAGCAUUUGUUAUAUAUAACUUCUUGUCUCUAUGCUACGAGUACCUGGGUGGUGAAGGAAAUAUUAUGUCUGAAAUACGUGGCAAACCUAUUCGUUCUAAUUGUUUAUAUGGAACAUGCUGUUUGGUUGGAAAAACAUAUACAAUUGGUUUUCUUAGAUUUUGCAAACAAGCUACUUUGCAAUUUUGCUUGGUAAAACCAGUAAUGGCAUUUGUCAUUAUAUUCCUUCAAGCAUUUGGUCAUUAUAGAGAUGGAGAUUGGUCCCCAGAUGGAGGCUAUAUUUAUAUAACUAUAAUUUAUAAUAUCAGUGUAUCUCUUGCACUUUAUGGACUUUUUCUCUUUUAUUUUGCUACAAGAGACCUGUUAACACCAUUUGAACCUGUCUUAAAAUUUUGUACUGUUAAAAGUGUUAUCUUCCUCUCAUUUUGGCAAGGGGUGUUAUUGGCUAUUCUUGAGAAAGCAAAUGUAAUUUCUCCUAUAAGUUUAGAUCAAUCAACUAGUGCGGGCACAGUUUCUGCUGGUUAUCAAAACUUUUUGAUUUGCAUUGAAAUGUUAUUUGCUGCUAUAGCUUUACGCUAUGCGUUUCCAUAUCAAGUGUAUUCAGCUGGUUGUGUUACGGAUUCAAGAGGAAGAAGUGUAACGAUGCAAAGUAUCAGUAGCAGUUUAAAAGAAACCAUGAAUCCAAAAGAUAUAAUGACUGAUGCCAUCCACAACUUCCAUCCACAGUAUCAACAAUAUACGCAAUAUAGUUCUGGAGCUCCUAAAGGACAACGUGGUAUGCGGAUAUCCAGCUUCGAUCCAGAUGAUCCACAGAAUAUGCCAAUACCACCGCCUCAAAGACGGCAUACUUCUCAUCAACGUGUUGCUACAAUCUCUCAAAAUUAUAAUGAGAAAACAAUGCUGUUGAGCAGUGAUGAUGAGUUCCAGUAGAUAUAAACAAUAGAUAUUGUGUACAAAAUAAAGCAAAAGAGAAAGAGACAAAAAGGAACAUUAAUGUUGGACUUCCGUGAAUCUAAUUUCAAGAAAACGCUAUGUAUACCGUUAAUUGAUUAUACGUCAUUAGGUAGGAACUUAACUCGCUCACAGAACAAACAACAAAUAAACAAACAAAUUCGGUGAUGCAAAAUUGUGCAUCACAAUAUAAUAGUUCCAUGUUACAUUCAUGUUAAUACAUGUAUUAUGUUACAUCAUGUAAACAUAGCAUAGAAGAUAUUUAUUUUAAUAUGCUGAACAUGUUUAAAGCAGUGUUACCUAUAGAGGUGGCUCUAUUAUCAUAACAAUCAUCUUUAUUUUAAAACACAACUUACGUUUUUCAGAGAAAAGCAUUGUACAGUACUUAAUAUUUAAAUACUCACAAAUAUGUUGCUGCAUUAUUUACUGUAGUCAAACAAUAUUUUUACACUUUGAACAAAAACACUAUGUAUAUGUUUAUACAUCAGUAUUUCUAAUUCAUAUGAGAUUAAUGUAAUUUUGCCAGUGAAAAAUACUUAUUUUAUAAAAUACACUAAGAAAAAUACUUCUAAUUAUUGCACGCGUCCGGGAUAUAUAUAUAUAUAUAUGUAUAUAUUAUAAAUAUUCAUAUAUUUAUAUAUAUGUAUAUAUAUAAAACUGAGCCACAAAAAUCUUUGCGUCCUAGAUUAAAAAAUUAAUGAGUGUAUAUAUCGUUAAAAUAGAAUGUAUUUAAUAAUUUAAAAAUUAAAGAAUAUUCCUUCGAUGUAUUUGUUUUAUUUGCAUAUAAUUAUUGACUACUUAUUGUUGAUAUUUAUCUUACUGAUUUUAUAUACAUAAGUAUUUCAUAUUUAAUACCUGUCACAUGUCGUAUUUUCUUAGGUAUUUUAGGAAAUGAAAACAAACAUUAAUCGAAAUCUUAAUUGAACUUUAUUUUCUAUACAAGAGAGUAAAUUGUGUAUAUAUGAAUUUUUAUGGAGGGGACAUACUAUUCUGCUCAACAAAAUAACAAUACAAUUUAUUUGUCAAAAUAAAUCAUUAUUUCAUACAA